AUGGAAAAGUUUUCAACAUGGAGAGACAAGGGCACGGGUAUAUCCCCAUUCAUGCCGCAGCAAUUCCCGAUAUACCAGAAAAACAGAGGCAAUCUCCUUAAUCGAGUCGUCUUGAUACUCGUGCGCAUCCCCAUCUUGAUUGUAAAAUUGCCAUUAUUCAUCAUUGCAUCGGUACUUUACAGCAUCACGGGCUUGCAAUUCCUCUUGAACUUCAUAUUCAUCUUUUUAUUUGGCUUUAACCCCGUGGAAUUUUCAGUUGAUGGAGUCAAGAAAUCUCAGGUACAACAACUACAACCUUUUACCCCGCGCAAAAAUGACAUUAUCGUGACUAAUUACACCUCGCCCUUGGACGGAUACUUCAUGAGUUUACUCGCACAUUCUUCAAAUAUCGUGAUCUUGGUGCCUGAUCCCCUGGGGAUAUUGUAUAAAUACAACCCCUGGAGUCUAGUUAAUCAUGCGUUUGGUCAAGUGCGAGGAGAAGCAGUGCAAGACUUGUCUAAAUUGCACAACAAGAUUGUCUUUCUUUUACUAGAGGGCACCACCUCGAACAACACCGCGAUUCUCCCGUUUAUUAAACUAGAUCCCAAGUACGAUUUCAAAGAGUUUAGAUGCAAGUCCUUGGUGAUGAGGUUGUACCCGCAGUAUUUCACUCUUCCCGUUGCAAAUAUCAGCUCGAGCUAUUAUUUAUUUGAAUUAUUGACCGAUUUCACGAGAAAGAAUGUUCGGUGCAAAAUAUAUGAUUUCGGCGCUAGUGAACAAUUGCACUUGGCUAGAAUUCGAAAGUCGUUUGAGUUGGGUUCCUUGAGUAGCGUCGAGUUGAGCAUCGAUGCUAAACAGCGGUUCAUUAGUUACUACUUCCAAUCGCAUGACGUAAGGAAAUGA
Lodderomyces beijingensis is the source of this 882-nucleotide messenger RNA. Lineage: Eukaryota; Fungi; Ascomycota; Pichiomycetes; Serinales; Debaryomycetaceae. The record is from the annotation of a GenBank genome assembly.